AUGGAAGAGUUCGCCAAUCAUGUGGAGGCUUCUUUGAAGGAACCGCAGCUGGUGUCUGCAGGAGGCCCCCCUGGAUUCCCAACAGGCACCGGCAGGCCUGAUGGAGGGGAGAAGGAGCCCAAGACUGCUGACAGAGCUAGCAGAUGCAGGGCCAGGGCUGGGUCCCUGGUGCCUUUUUUCUGGUUUCCCCAGAAGGUCAACGAGAAUGUGGCACGGUUGACCUCCGGAACAGUGGUCCUGAUUUGCGUGCUGUCAAUUAUCUUCCGGGCACAGCAAACCAUCGCAUUUGCCACUGGCGGCUUGGCUGCCGACUAUCUCUCCAGGAUUGUGUUUGGGGGCAUCUUCAGCCCCAUUGGUGUCACCUCAUCUGUCAUUGCGGCUUUCCUUCCCAAAGCUUAUGUGGACGGUGCCCCAAAACAAUUUGCCGUCUUCUGCGGCUUCUUCUUCUCCUUCAUGGCGGCCUUGAUUUUCUUUGCGGCGGAGAACACCAUUGCUGCCUCAUGCUUCCUCGCUGCCUUGGCAGGCGCCGCCGCCCUGGAGUGCUUCAUCAACUUCUGCGCCGGUUGCUGGAUGUUCGGCCUCUUGGUCAAGGCCGGGCUAGUGAGCGGCGAAUUCAAGGACGAGGCACACGCUAUGCUCCGAGAUUUGGAAGCUGGGGACGCUUGGGACGAUGUUAAGCCGCUUAAUGCGAAGACAACGGACGCCGUCUUCAUGGGAAGCCUUCCAGAGCGGGCGGCUGACGUGGCGCUCUAUUACAAGGUCGACAAAAGCGACGAGUUCCGUAAGGAGGACCGUCACUUCAUCCGUCACACGCAGGUCUCCUGGUUCGCUGCGCCGAUGGGGCUGGCUGGCUUGGCCUGUGUCUGGGUUCCUGCCCAGGACGCCAUCCAUACUCCCAAGGGCCUGUGGCAGGGUUUUGGCAUCGCGAGCGCGGUCGUCUUUGCGGUGCUCCUAACGUUAUACGCCUCUCGCUGCCUCUUUUACCCGCGCAAGAUCGCCAAGGAGUGGGCCCAUCCGGUUUACAGCAACUUCUUUUCGACCGUAACCAUCACCCUCCUGCUCUACGCGUACGUGGCGGCAGCCGGUGACCGCCCCCGGCUCUGCGAGGUUCUCUUCUGGAUCGCGGCGCCCAUCCAGCUAUUGCUCGCAGUCAUCAUGGUCGCCCGGUGGAUCCGCUCCCCGUUCUUCCUUCACAGCGUCAACCCCGCCUGGAUGAUCCCGGUCCUAGGCAACUUUGUCGCGGCCUUCGUGGCGCCGUUUGUCCAGGGCUACGUGAGCAAGACCCUCGAGUUCCAAGAAGCGGGUUACCUCUGGUUCAGCUUCGCCCUCCUCAUGUGGCUCGUGCUGCUAACCCUCACCCUAACCCGCGUCAUAACCAGCGGGAACCUGGAAGAGAAGCUGCGCCCCUCGGUGUUUAUCUACAUGGCGGCACCGGCGAUGGCCGGGUUAGCGUACCUGUCGCUAACCCUGGGGGUUUGGGACGAGUUUACCCGGAUCCUUUUCUUCAUUAGCUGGGUCUGGUUCUUCGUUAUGUGCUGGCUGGGGAUCACGGGUUACUUCUGGUCUAGGUUUGAGAUGGCCAGCUGGGCGUACGUUUUCCCGCUGGCCACCCUCGCGCUCUUCUCCCUGGAGUACCAUUCACACCUACGGACCGCAUUCACACCCGUCCCCGCGAUCGCUUCGCUGGUCGCGCUGUGCGUCGCGGCCUACAUGUGCCUCGGGUUUACUGUCCUCAG
Molecule: messenger RNA, 1736 nt
Organism: Klebsormidium nitens
Lineage: Eukaryota; Viridiplantae; Streptophyta; Klebsormidiophyceae; Klebsormidiales; Klebsormidiaceae
Source: the annotation of a GenBank genome assembly